Messenger RNA from Lindgomyces ingoldianus, 1690 nucleotides. Its product is annotated as UROD/MetE-like protein. The record is from RefSeq and is a predicted model, not a curated record. Lineage: Eukaryota; Fungi; Ascomycota; Dothideomycetes; Pleosporales; Lindgomycetaceae. Gene Ontology annotation, molecular function: 5-methyltetrahydropteroyltriglutamate-homocysteine S-methyltransferase activity; zinc ion binding. The coding region runs from base 359 to 1489 and encodes 376 amino acids. The transcript has a single exon.
GUAACUCCGCAGAAAUCUGACAUGCGGGGCUUCUUUAGGGAACCUUUUGACGAUGUGGCGUGGCGUAUGGCGUUACUUCCGUCAUUCCGGCCACCAGGUGUUGAACCUUACCCAAGUCGACUUGGUUCUCGGCAUCCUAUCUUGGACCAUUUUGCAACUGCCGUGGUGGGGUACCAGUGUCAAUGUUACCGACCAAGAGAAUUUUUCUUCAACCUCCUACUCUGUUUGUGUCUUUUUAAAGGAUCCUGCUUGCUCAUUCUCUUGCUGCUGAUACUUCCUGGAGAGUUGAACUUCUACAACUCGACCUACCUCUAUUUCUAAAGCCUGGGCACGAAGGAUCAGCCUCAUAUCCGCCUCAAUGGUUCUCCCGUACGGUGUUUACAGGGCAGACCACGUGGGUUCUUUCCUGCGCCCAAAGGCCGUUCUCGAUGCCCGGGAGGCAGUUGCGAACAAUACUUCCACUACUGAGGAGCUCCGUAAAGUUGAAGAUAAAUGCAUCACCGACGUAGCCACCAAGGAGAUAUCGAAUGGCCUGCGCUCCAUAACUGAUGGCGAGUAUCGCCGGGCUUAUUUUCACCUCGAUUUUCUGCAGCAUCUCUCUGGCAUCGAGAUCAAAGGACAGACGGGGAUGAUACGGCCGCACGGAUUUUCGCCCCCAGUGCUGGUCGUCACGGGUAAACUUGGCCAUCCAAAGGCAAUCCAAGUCGAUGACUUCAAGUUCCUCGAGCGCGCGAUUAAAGAGAACGGGGGUGCGGCAACGACAAAGGUAUGCAUACCAAGUCCGACUAUGGUGCAUUUCCGUGGUGGGCGUGCGAGCAUAGAUAUUGAAGCAUAUCCCGACUUGGACGAGUUUUUCGAAGAUCUCGCACGUGUAUAUCAGGAAGAAUUGGACUCAUUGUAUCAAGCGGGAUGUCGGUUUGUACAACUCGAUGACACAAACCUCGCUUAUCUAUGCGAUCCGGAUAUGAGGAAGAUGGUCGAAGAGCGAAAUGAGGAUUUGAACGUUCUCCCACGAAAGUAUGCUGAGCUCAUCAACGCCGCGAUAUCCAAGCGACCGAAAGACAUGAAGAUUGGAAUUCACCUCUGCAGAGGCAACUACCGCUCCAAGUGGUUUGCAUCAGGGGGAUAUGAGCCUGUUGCUGAAGUCCUCUUCAAGGAACUCAACGUCGAUGCUUACUUCCUAGAAUACGAUGAUGCACGCAGCGGCGACUUUAAACCGCUCCGCCAUCUUCCCGACCACAAAGUCGUGGUUCUCGGACUCAUGUCUAGCAAGAAGAACACUCUUGACAAUAAAGAGGAAAUACGGGAGAGACUAAAGCAGGCAGCAGAGGUGUGUCCUAAGGGUCUCGAUCAGCUAUGCUUGAGUCACCAGUGCGGGUUCAGCUCGACUAUGGAAGGCAAUGAGUUGACAGAGGAAGAGCAGUGGGCGAAAGUGAGACUCGAGGUCGAGAUUGCGAAGGAGGUUUGGGGCCCGGAUCUCUCGAAGUGAGAUAAGAGAGUUUUGGAGUAUGUCUGGUGGCGAGUGUUCACGAGCUUGUUCGGAAAACGAUAUGAUCGUCGGUAGACCAUAUCAUUUACCUGUUGGUUCAACCCAAUGGCUUUUGUAUCCUUAUCUCCUGUGGCCAGCUGUUAUUGCCGUUCAUUCCCGAACCCUGGAAUGCACCGCUCGUAAUAAUAAGGCUGAUUCUCA